Molecule: messenger RNA, 882 nt
Organism: Sorex fumeus (smoky shrew)
Lineage: Eukaryota; Metazoa; Chordata; Mammalia; Eulipotyphla; Soricidae
Product: zinc finger protein 675-like
Exons: 2
Coding region: 1-864 (287 amino acids)
Source: RefSeq, a predicted model, not a curated record
AUGACAAUACUCAUGCAUCCCCAUGAAUGUCAGCAGUGCGGAAAAGCGUUCAGCCAGGCCUGGAGCCUGACGACGCACAUGAGGAUACACACGGGGGAGAGACCGUAUGCGUGUAAAGAGUGCGGGAAGGCCUUCACGCAGUCCUCGGGCCUCAGCCAACACAUGAAGAUCCACACGGGGGAGAAGCCCUAUACCUGCGACACGUGUGGCAAAGCCUACUCUUACCUCUCGGACCUGACGAAGCACUUUCGCAUCCACACGGUGGAGAGGCCCUACGUGUGCGGGGCGUGCGGGAAGGCCUUCGCCCAGUUCUCGGGUCUCAGCCUCCACCGACGGAUCCACACCGGGGAGAGGCCGUUCGUGUGCAAGGAGUGCGGGAAGGCGUUCACGCAGUCGUCCAACCUCACCACGCACAUGCGCAUCCACACGGGGGCCAAGCCCUACUCGUGUCGGGAGUGCGGGAAGGGCUUCACCCAGUCCUCGCAUCUCAUCAUCCACAUGAAGUACCACGCGGGCGAGAAACCGUUUCAGUGCGACAAGUGUCGGAAGGCCUUCAUCCAGUCUUCGGGCCUGCGGAAACACAUGCGCGUCCACACGGGCGAGAAGCCCUACGCGUGCAAGGAGUGCGGGAAGGCCUUCACGCAGUCUUCCGUCCUGACUCUCCAUAUGAAGAUUCACACCGGGGAGAAACCCUACGCCUGUAAGAAAUGCGGGAAGGCCUUCACGUAUUCUUCGGUUCUCACGGUCCACAUGAGGAUCCACACGGGAGAGAAGCCCUACGCGUGUAAGGAGUGUGGGAAGGCCUUCACGCAAUCUUCCGGCCUGACCGUCCAUAAGAAAAUUCACACUGGCAAGAAACCCUAGAAAGGGAACAUUGUCCAG